Cutaneotrichosporon oleaginosum is the source of this 1535-nucleotide messenger RNA. RefSeq lists its product as uncharacterized. Gene Ontology annotation, molecular function: ATP binding; protein serine/threonine kinase activity. The record is from RefSeq and is a predicted model, not a curated record. Gene Ontology annotation, biological process: peptidyl-serine phosphorylation; peptidyl-threonine phosphorylation; DNA damage response. Gene Ontology annotation, cellular component: nucleus; cytosol; protein kinase CK2 complex. Lineage: Eukaryota; Fungi; Basidiomycota; Tremellomycetes; Trichosporonales; Trichosporonaceae.
GUCCACUCUCGGCAUAUCAUCAACAACAUCAACCAUAUCCUCUGCCUCGCUGGCUCUCGGUCCGUCCACUCCACUCCCCUCGUCACACGCGCCAACAGCGCCACCCCCAUUGCCCUCAGCCGUCUACACCACCGCCGCCGCCGUCCUUGCGCGCCGCCCUAUCCCCCUCCUUCCCCCUCCAUCUCCAGCUCUUGCCUCGACAAGAGAACGCUAAGCGUCUCCGCCACAAUCCCCCGCCCCCGUCCCCGAACCCGCCCCGUCGACGAGCAACUCCUCACCAUGUCGGGCGCACGGAGUAUUUCACGGGUGUAUGCCGACGUAAACGAGAAGAUGGGCCGGUCGUGGUGGGACUAUGACAACCUCGUCGUAACAUGGGGUGUCCAGGACGACUACGAAAUUGUGCGCAAGGUCGGACGAGGAAAGUACUCGGAGGUUUUCGAGUCGGUACACCUGCCCACGAACCAGAAGUGCAUCGUCAAGGUGCUCAAGCCCGUCAAGAAGAAGAAGAUCAAGCGCGAGAUCAAGAUUCUGCAGAACCUCGCUGAAGGACCUAACGUCAUUGGCUUGUUGGAUGUGGUCCGCGACAGCCAGUCCAAGACGCCAUCGAUCGUGUCCGAGUAUGUCAACAACACCGAGUUCAAGACGCUGUACCCAAGGUUUACCGACUUUGAUGUGCGCUACUACAUUUUUGAGCUGCUCAAGGCGCUCGACUUCUGCCACUCAAAGGGCAUCAUGCACCGCGACGUCAAGCCGCACAAUGUCAUGAUUGACCACGAGAAGAGGCAACUGCGCCUCAUCGACUGGGGACUGGCCGAGUUCUACCACCCGGGUACCGAGUACAACGUGCGCGUUGCGUCGCGAUACUUCAAGGGUCCCGAGCUGCUUGUCGACUUCCAGGAGUACGACUACUCGCUUGACAUGUGGUCGCUCGGAUGCAUGUUCGCGUCCAUGAUCUUCAGAAAGGAGCCCUUCUUCCACGGCCACGACAAUGCCGACCAGCUCGUCAAGAUUACUCGGGUGUUGGGCACCGACGAGCUCUUCAACUACUUGGAACGUUACGACAUUGACCUUGACGCACAGCUUGACGACCUCAUCGCGCACCACCCGCGCAAGCCUUGGAACAAGUUUAUCACGACGGAGAACCAGCGCUUCAUCUCGAACGAGGCCAUCGACUUCCUGGACAAGCUGCUGCGGUACGACCACCAGGAGCGCUUGACAGCAGAAGAGGCUCAGGAGCACCCGUAUUUCCAGCCCGUAAAGCAGGCGUCAUAGGGGAUGUCGCGCCAUUAGUAAUGAACGUGGGUUGGUGUGUUAGUAGUUGGCCCGGGCACGCUGGCUACGCUGCUCAUGGCCGCUAUGCUCGAGGCCCCAGAGCCGCCGAGUUGCAUCGUGUAGAUAUACCCUCAUGCCGAUCAUCAUUACAGAUGAUACUGUCUCCCGCCACUCCGAGUUUCUCUUCCGUGUUCCAUAAAAGGUCGCCAUGUUUCGCAUGCACAAUGACAUGGCCAUGAUGGGUGGUCGUAGUCCGGCUGUGG